AUGAGAGGUAUUCUCUUUUUACUCUUCCUCGCUUGCUCACAUGCAAAAAGCGGCAAUUCGCCGAAGAGAAGUGAUCAGCGCUUUUCUACUCCCACACAGAAUCAUGAACAACAAGGUGUAAAUUGGUCAGAUUUUGGUGAUCUAAUGCCAAUUGAUAAAGAUUCCGAGUGGCAAGAAUAUCGUCAAAAAGUGGGCAAUGAUCAUGAACUGUUUAAUAAAAACGAACAAAAGCCUAAGAAAAAGAGAGGCAGGCCACGUAAUCCACCAGUGAUUGUUGAUGAAACUUUCAAGUCUAAUGCCAGAACCGAGGUUGGCCUACAACGUGCAAAAGCGAAAUGGCUUUUGCAAAAGACUGAACCUGAAAAGUUCAAACGAAUUCAACAAAAUCAUUAUGAUCGAAAACGUGAAAGAGAAGCAAGAAUUUUAAAUGGAACAAACGAAGAAGUUCAAGCGUAUCGUCAAAAGAAACGUGAGAAUACAGCAAAGAAAAUGCAAAGACAUAAAGAACGAACUGGUUUUUCAACUUAUAGAAGCAGUAAAAUACAUAAAUUGAAAACCCUUAUUGAAAGCGAAAAAGGAACUCCGGAAGAUAUUGAUGAACUUUCCAAAAUGCGAGAAAAGGAUCGAACUCGACAUUCGCUACAUCGACAGCGCAAGAAAGUUGAAAGAUACAAAGCAAUUUACAACAAACAUGCUUAA
Messenger RNA from Meira miltonrushii, 699 nucleotides. RefSeq lists its product as uncharacterized. Bases 1 to 699 code for a protein of 232 amino acids. The transcript has a single exon. Lineage: Eukaryota; Fungi; Basidiomycota; Exobasidiomycetes; Exobasidiales; Brachybasidiaceae. The record is from RefSeq and is a predicted model, not a curated record.